AGGCAAAGUGGACCCACACCUUGCGAUGGAGAUGGAGGGGGAGGGGGAGGGUGAGUGAGAUGCAAUGAAGUCAAUGACUCUGGCCUCGGGUGAAUGAAGCAGUAAACAAACAAAGAUGAUGGUUGUUGUUAGCAUUGUAGGACCAUUCCCAAAACAAAAGUCCAACAAAUUAUGAUCAUCAUAACGCACAAGCUUCCACACCCUCCCUUUAUAUUCCUCCCCUCUCCCAACACCAUAAUCACCCUUGUCGGUUCUCUCUCUCUCUCUCUCUCAUCUUCCAACCUUGAAUCACAAUCUCCCUCAUUCACUCCAACCCCAUCAAACCCACCUUCACUCUGUUUCGUUUCCAACACAGCAUGAAACACCAACACCAACACCAACAACAACAACAAAUCUUCCAAAGAAGCUCCAGCGCAUGCACCGCCGCAACAAGAAACACCCGAAGAAUCCUCCCUUCAAACCUAACCCACUCACGCUCCCUACUCGAAUCCGAAGAUGUCUCCGACAAACUCCUCAUACGACGAGGAUCCUCGCCUUCGGUCUCAAACGUGUGCCAAAACCAAACGAGGAAUAAUAAACUAACCCCACAGAACAAGCUAUCUUCCCUCAUACGCUCCUUCCUCAACAUCUUCACGUUCCCAACGAUGAUCCCAACAUGCAAGUGGCUCACCAUCCCUUCCAACCUCUCCAUCACCCCCUCCCUCGGCCGCAAGGUCACCGGCACCCUCUUCGGCCACCGCCGCGGCCACAUCUCCUUCGCCGUCCAGCUCCACCCCCGCGCCGAGCCCCUCCUCCUCCUCGAACUCGCCAUGUCCACCUCCUCCCUCGUCAAGGAGAUGUCCUCUGGACUCGUGCGCAUCGCGCUCGAGUGCCAGAAGCUGUCGUCGACCGCUGCUGACGUGAACAGCAGCGGUCGACAUCAUUCCAGGAGGCUCUUCCAAGAGCCUGCCUGGACCAUGUACUGCAACGGGAGGAACUGCGGGUAUGCCGUGUCCCGCACGUGCGGGGACCUCGACUGGCACGUGCUGAGCACGGUCCAGAGCGUGUCGGUCGGUGCUGGAGUGAUCCCGCUGCUGGAGGACGGCGCCGGCGGGAGGAAAGACGGCGGCGGGUCGGAGGGCGAGUUGAUGUACAUGAGGGCGAGGUUUGAGCGAGUCGUUGGGAGCCGUGACUCGGAGGCGUUUUACAUGUUGAACCCUGAUGGUAACGGGGGACCAGAACUUAGUAUUUUUCUAUUGAGAAUAUGAUAUUGUUGAAAAAAGAAAGAAAUCGUCAUAAGACUUUGUCUUUGUGGUUUGAAAUUAAUAGUUUUUAGGAGAAGAAAAAAAAGAUAGGAGAUUCAAAUCAAGAUUGAUGUAUUGUUUAGAGAUGAUCACUUGUUUGCUUUUUUUUUUUUUUUUUUCCAAUAAUUGUGUCCAUAUUAUAUAUAUAAGGAUGAAAGGAGAUAUGUGAUGUAUUUUCAGAUCAGAUAUUUGGAUAUACUUUUUCUGCUGAUGGUUAAGGCAGUUUGCGUG
This is a messenger RNA of Cajanus cajan (pigeon pea), 1514 nucleotides long. RefSeq names its product MIZU-KUSSEI-like protein (Protein of unknown function, DUF617) (gene MIZ1). Lineage: Eukaryota; Viridiplantae; Streptophyta; Magnoliopsida; Fabales; Fabaceae. Gene Ontology annotation, biological process: hydrotropism. The record is from RefSeq and is a predicted model, not a curated record.